Lucilia cuprina (Australian sheep blowfly) is the source of this 1689-nucleotide messenger RNA. It is a transcript of the gene Cyp6t3, whose product is annotated as probable cytochrome P450 6t3. Gene Ontology annotation, molecular function: heme binding; iron ion binding; oxidoreductase activity, acting on paired donors, with incorporation or reduction of molecular oxygen. The coding region runs from base 81 to 1637 and encodes 518 amino acids. The transcript has 3 exons. The record is from RefSeq and is a predicted model, not a curated record. Gene Ontology annotation, biological process: insecticide catabolic process; response to DDT. NCBI's taxonomy places the organism in Eukaryota, Metazoa, Arthropoda, Insecta, Diptera, Calliphoridae.
UAAUAAAAUAUUUAACACCUUAAAAGGAUUAUUUAAACAUCUAAUAACAUAAAGGAUCUCGAAUAACAUUCAGCUUCUCAAUGUUUGGCUUAAAUGUUAUCAUCUCGAUUGUACUCACAUUAACCACCAUCUACCUAACCUAUAAAUGUAUAUACUCAUAUUGGCACAGACGUAAUAUACCAUUUAUUAAACCCUUGCCCCUAGUAGGCAAUCUGCUAGAUAUAAUAUUAUUAAAAGUAUCGUUUGGAGAACUUUUUCAACAAUUAUAUGAGCACCCUAUCCUUCAAAACAGAGAUUAUGGUGGUAUAUUUUUACUACAACAACCGGGCCUCAUAAUACGGCAACCAGAAUUAAUUAAAAAGUUACUUAUCAAAGAUUUCGAUAUGUUUUUGAAUCGUUUUGAGGCCGCCGAUCAAAUAUACGAUCAUAUGGGUUUCUUAACUCUGCCACUUUCGAAAUAUGACAUUUGGCGUACGUGUAGAAAAAAGAUGUCUGAAGUUUUCACUUCAGGUAAAAUAAAACAUCGCAUGUAUCCUUUAAUGCUGAAAAUUUCUCAGGAAUUGGAGUCUUAUAUUUUAAGACAAUUUGAAAAUACAUUAUAUAAUGUUAAGGAAAUUGAUAUAGAAGUCAAAGAAAUGUGUGCUCUAUUCACGACUGAUCUGACUUCUGUUUUGCACUAUGGUGUCGAUGUUAAAAGUUUAAAAACUGGCCAUUCCUCACUCAGACAACAAACCAAAGAACUAUUUAGGGCUAAUUUUAAACAAGUUUUAAAUUUUUUAAUAGUAUUCUUUUUACCUCAUCUAACGACUGUCUUGAGAGCCAAAGUCUUUAGCUCUGGUUAUUCGAAAUUUAUGCGUAAUUUUACUUUAGAGAGUUACCAACAAAGACAACAAAUACCAGAACCUUCUUUAAUACAAGGAGAUUUACUUGAUGUUUUGCAAAGAUUUCAAAAUGAUGGAUCUGUUAAUGAUUCUUAUAAACAACAUUCCGAUUUUAUACCCUCACAAGUGGCGAUUUUUUUAUUGGCCGGUUUCGAAACCUCCUCCUCAGUUAUAGGUUUCAUCUUAUACGAAUUAAGCAAAUAUCCCGAGAUUCAACAACGUUUAAGAAAGGAAGUAUUAGAGGCUUUUAAUGAGGAGAAAUGUUUAUCGUACGAAAAACUUCAAGAACUUAGUUAUUUACAGUGUGUGGUAUGUGAGGGCUUACGCAUGUAUCCUGCUGCUGCUUUCAUUAAUAGAGAAUGUACGCCGGGAAAGGACUCACCGCAGGGAUUUUAUCUGAAACCUGAUUUGUUUAUACCCAAAGGAAUGCCUUUAUAUGUUUCUAUACUGGGACUACAUAGGGAUCCAAAGCAUUGGCCUGAACCUCACAUUUUUCGUCCCGAACGUUUCGCCGCCGAUAAUUUGCCAAAUAUAAAUCCCAUGACUUAUUUACCCUUUGGUGCCGGACCACAUGGUUGUAUAGGCAGUCGGUUAGGCUUGCUGCAAGUAAAACUUGGCUUGGCUCACAUACUACGAAUAUGUCGGGUUCAGAAGUGUAUCCAAACCCCUGCGGAUAUAAAAUUUGAUGUAAAAUCAUUUAUGUUGCAGGCCAAAAGAGGAAUUUAUCUUAAAUUUAUUAAAGAACAAAAUGGCUAAUGUUAUUUGGUGUGUUGAUAACUUUAAAAAUAAAUGGCUGUGUAAUUUUUGA